CUACAAACUGUGCUGGAAAACUCUGAAGUCCGGCGUUAGUUGACACAUUAUUUUAGUCUGUGUUUUCAUUGUCUCCAUAGUUGGUUACAGUAAAUUUCUAAGGGUGCCAGUAGUUACUGCACGACUUGGCAACAAAGAGGGGCCAGUAAGUUGAAGACAGUUUGACCGGCGUUUCUGGAGUCUUUUCUUCCUUCUCGGACCUUGUAACUCAAAUGUCUUCUACCGAAGUCAAGCUGUCGCGGUUACUAAUCCUAGCACAGAAGUUUAACAACUUCUAUUUGACAGGUAUCCAAAAGAGCGACAUACGUCCAUUUGUGGUUGAGGGUCAACAAGUAGGGCUGGUGAAAUCAGAUGUAUUUAAGCAGCUUUUGAAGUAUCCAGAAGUGUUUUGCUUUCGGGACUGUGAACAAACCAAACAGGGUGUAGUUGAACUAAAUCCUGCCUUUCGUGACUACAAUGAGCGCACAGAGCAAUUGGAAAAAGUACUUCGUACCCUGCGCUCAGAGGGAUUGUUCCCAGCCCUUCAAGGAUGGCGGGAUGAGUACUUUGAGGUAAAAUCCGAGCACCGGGCUUUGCUGAAAAUGGAACGAGCAGCUACACCGCUCUUUGGUGUCCGCAAGUACGGCGUCGACAUCAAUGGUUAUGUGCGUCAUCCAACCCAAGGGCUAUGCAUCUGGCUGCAACAGCGUUCAAACACCAAAGAGACAUGGCCUGGCAAGUGGGACAAUAUGGUUGGCGGUGGGCUAUCUGUUGGUUUCGGUAUAAAGGAGACAGCUAUUAAGGAAGCUGCCGAGGAGGCAUCUAUUCCAAGUGAUCUUGUCAAGAAUUUGGUGUCGGCGGGAUGUGUCUCAUUUUAUUUUGAAAGCCGACAAGGACUUUUUCCCAACACCGAAUACGUAUUUGACUUGGAACUCCCAGUCGACUUUGUUCCCCAUAACGCUGACGGCGAGGUACAAGCUUUUGAGUUACUUCCGGCUAAGGAGUGUGUGGAGCGGGUUUUUACGCCAGAUUUUAAGACAACAUCAGCUCCAGUAGUUAUUGACUUCCUUAUUCGCCAUGGUCACAUCACUGCUGAUGACGUAUUAGACUUUACGCAAAUCGUUGAGCUCUUACACGUACCCUUGCAGUCGCUAUAUACAUACAAGACGCGUUUAGAGAUGGUCCAAAAGCAAAAGCAGCAGCAAAAAAAGUUAACCGGUGGUGAAGAUAAAAAUUGCAAUUGUGAUUGUUUGCAGCCAACUAAACCCAUAGAGAACGGAUACAAAAAUAGUCCAUAGUAUUAUUCCUGGCUUAGAGAUAAAGACGAAUAAAAUAAGGACUAGGGAGUGUCAGACUAAAUAACAUAUAUAUACAUAGCAUUUUUGGAAGUUAAGCAAAUACCGAAAGUGAGUGUGUAUUAAUUUACCCAAAUCAAAGCAAACGAUCGACCUAGAUAAUAUAUUGAUUAACUUCUGUAAUGACAACCAAAAAAACCUAGUACUCGAUAAAUUGCUUACAAAUAUUUGGUAUGUAGCAACUAAAUAUUGCCGUGCGAGCUAUUUACAAAUUUUAAUUUGUACGUCAAACGUUAUUUUUAUAAAAGGUUGAUUUUAAUUUAUAAAAUAUUUAUUGUAAAUUGAUAUAAUAAUAAUCUCUUAAAGAUAUGACAAACUUAGAGAUAAAUAGUUUUUCUGUGUUAGAUUUUCCAUUUACGCC
Messenger RNA from Drosophila serrata, 1695 nucleotides. RefSeq lists its product as uncharacterized. The record is from RefSeq and is a predicted model, not a curated record. Gene Ontology annotation, molecular function: 8-oxo-dGDP phosphatase activity. NCBI's taxonomy places the organism in Eukaryota, Metazoa, Arthropoda, Insecta, Diptera, Drosophilidae.